UUUGGAAAACGUGGAAGUCGAAGAGAGACCAUCGAAUUUUCCGUCUUGCAGCUUCCGUUAUAAACAAAAUUUUCUUUUAUUGAUCUGAAAAGGGUGUAGAGGUUCAAUUCCACCCGACAAAGUCUAAGAAAAUUUCAUCAACAGGACUCAAAAGAAUGGUAAAAGCCAUUAGGGUCUACGAGCUUGGUGGCCCUGAGGUACUAAAAUGGGAAGAUAUGGAAAUUGGGGAUCCUAAAGAAGGAGAGAUCAGAGUGAAGAACAUGGCCAUCGGUGUGAACUUCAUUGAUAUAUAUUACCGGACCGGAGUUUAUAAGGUGCCUGAAAUUCCUUAUACACCAGGAGUGGAGGCAGCAGGUUUGGUGACAGGGGUGGGGUCUGGAGUAAACAAUUUGAAAAUCGGAGACGUUGUUUAUCAUAAUUCAAUGGGAACCUACACGGAGGAGCAGAUUGUUUUGGCUGAAAAAGCGUUUCUCUUACCUCUCAUCGAUCCUUUAGUCGCCGCCUCUGCCAUGGUCAAAGGUCUAACUGCUCGGUUCCUAGUCCGAACAUGGUUCAAGGUAGAACAAGGACACACGGUGCUCGUCCAUGCAGCAGCAGGUGGAGUAGGAUCUUUGUUAUGCCAAUGGGCAAAUAUGCUGGGUGCCAUUGUUAUCGGAACUGUGUCAACUAAGGAGAAGGCUUUGCAAGCAAAAGAAGACGGAUGCCAUCAUGUUAUUCUCUACAAAGAAGAGGAUUUUGUUACCCGUGUUAAUGAGAUUACAUCCGGACAAGGAGUCGAAGUUGUCUUCGACUCCGUAGGGAAAGACACUUUUCAGGGAUCAUUGGCAUGUUUGAAAGCUCGUGGAUAUAUGAUGAGUUAUGGUCAAUCUUCCGGGACGCCUGACCCUGUUCCUUUAUCUGCAUUGGCUGCAAAAUCCCUGUUUUUGACGAGGCCUUCUCUGAGGACAUCUAACAUUUCUAAGGAGGAGAUGCGUGAAGCCAUUGGAGAUGUAGUUAGUAAGGUGGGGUCGGGUGCCUUGAGGGUCCGUGUAAAUCAUACGUACCCAUUGUCACAGGCUGCUCAAGCGCAUGCUGACAUGGCAGCUCGGAAAACUUCUGGCUCCAUUGUGUUGAUACCUGAUGGAUCAGGGCACUGAAGUUUGCCACAUUUUAGUCCUGCUUUUGCUUGGUUUGCAUGAAAGAAAGAAUUGAUGCAAGUUAUUAGACAUUAGUUAUGGUGCAAUAUUUAUACUUGUACUUUUACACAAAUAAUAAUCUGUAAAAAUUAAUUUUCUUUUUUACUCCUAUUCUCAUA
Messenger RNA from Lactuca sativa (garden lettuce), 1294 nucleotides. RefSeq lists its product as uncharacterized. Gene Ontology annotation, cellular component: cytosol. The record is from RefSeq and is a predicted model, not a curated record. Gene Ontology annotation, molecular function: NADPH binding; quinone reductase (NADPH) activity; mRNA 3'-UTR AU-rich region binding. NCBI's taxonomy places the organism in Eukaryota, Viridiplantae, Streptophyta, Magnoliopsida, Asterales, Asteraceae.